GACAGAAUCGCCUGAACCUACACGUGGUUGACGAAUUGCGAUGUGUAUGUCAUCGUACCUAACCUUAUUUUAUAAUAUAAUGUAAGCUUUGUAUAUUGCAAUCAAGAUUUCAUUAAAAAAAUUAUAUGAUGGCUGAUUUAAUUAAAACUAUCGAAGAUGAUCAAGAAGUCCCAGAUUUUUCAGAACCAUCUGAUGAAGAGGACGAUUUCCAACCACGUAAAAAAGAGAAGAAAAAAGAUAAAAAAAAUAAUAUCGAAGACUUUCAAUUUAUAACUAGCAUAGAAGAUUAUAACAAAGAUACUUGGAAUGACCUUAGCAAAUACAUCAAACGAAAAGUUAAAACGAAACUUGAUGAUAAAAUUAAUAAAUUUCGAAGUUUACACAAUGAACAGAAUGAUUCAGCAGGUAAUCCUAUAGAGAUGGAGAGUGCAAAUGACAUAUUUGUUUCAGAAGAAGAUUUAAGAAAAGACUCCAUCAAGACCAAGGAUAAAAAAUUUCAAAAGCAAAAGGCUGCUAAAGACGAAAAUCAUCUUGUUGAAUUUGAAGAGUGCUCCAGUUAUGACAUAUCAGCAUCAUUUCAACAAAUGCACUUGUCAAGACCAUUGUUGAAGGCUAUUACAUCUAUGAACUUUGUUAGUCCAACGCCUAUUCAAGCUGCAACUAUCCCAGUAGCAUUAAUGGGCAGAGACAUUUGUGGUUGUGCUGCUACUGGUACUGGUAAAACAGCAGCUUACAUGUUACCUACACUUGAAAGAUUAUUGUACAAGCCAGUUGAUGCAACUGCAGUUACCAGAGUUUUAGUUCUUGUACCUACUAGAGAGCUAGGUGUUCAGGUUUACCAAGUAACCAAACAAUUAUCUCAAUUUACUGAAAUUGAAGUUGGAUUAUCAGUAGGAGGUUUAGAUUUAAAAAUUCAGGAAAGUAUACUUAGAAAAAAUCCAGAUAUUGUUAUAGCAACUCCGGGUCGACUAAUUGAUCAUCUUACAAAUACACCGUCUUUUUCAUUAGAUACAAUUGAAGUCUUAAUUUUAGAUGAGGCAGAUAGAAUGUUAGAUGAAUAUUUUGCAGAGCAAAUGAAGCACAUAGUUAGACAAUGUUCGCGAUCUCGUUCAACGAUUUUGUUUUCUGCAACUAUGACGGAAGAAGUGAAAGAUCUCGCUGCAGUAUCUCUUAAUAAACCUGUUAAAGUGUUUGUGAACAGCAACCAAGAUGUUGCUUUCAAUUUACGUCAGGAGUUUAUAAGGAUUCGAAAAGAAAGGGAAGGUGACCGUGAACCCAUAUUGGCUGCCUUAAUUUGUAGAACAUUCCAUGAUCAUGUUAUGGUUUUUGUACAAACAAAGAAACAAGCCCACAGGCUACAUAUUCUUUUAGGACUAUUGGGAGUCAAGGUCGGUGAACUCCAUGGCAACUUGACGCAACCACAGCGUUUAGAAAAUUUGAGGAAAUUCAAAGACGAAGAAAUUGAUGUAUUGUUAGCAACAGAUGUCGCAGCAAGAGGUUUAGACAUUAGCGGAGUAAAGACAGUUAUCAAUUUUGUCAUGCCAGCCACUCUUCAACAUUACAUUCACAGAGUAGGACGAACUGCUAGAGCUGGCCGAGGUGGAGUUUCCGUGUCGUUAGCUGGCGAACAAGAACGUACUUUAGUCAAAGAUGUCAUAAAGCACGCCAAAAAUCCAGUCAAAAAUCGUAUUAUACCUCCAGAUAUUAUUGAAAAAUAUAAUAGAAAACUGAAGUCACUUGAGGAGAAUGUAGAAAAGAUAUUAGAGGAGGAAAGACAAGAGCGGGAAAUCGCAAAAAUAGAAAAUCAAGCGAAACGUGCAGAGAAUAUACUUAAAGAAUCGGAUAAAAAAGGUGAAAGAUCAUGGUUCCAGAGUAAAAAUGAAAGACAACAAGAAAAAGAAAAAUUGAAUUUAACUGAAAAACAAAAUAAAAACGCAAAAGAUAAAAAUAUGAAGAAUCACAAAUCUCUCAAAAUGGUAGAUGAAAAAGCAAAAAAAUCUAAAAAGAUCGCUCAAAAGUUGGAUCCAGCUGAAGAGCGAACUAUGAAAGAAUUGAACAAAGUAGCAGCUUAUCAAGCAAGACUAGCGAAAAAAAAUAACAAACAGAAAAAAAUAAGAACAAUGAUUGAUGACUCAGAAAGGAAUCACGAUCCUAAAAAAGCUCGAAAACGAAAGGCGUCUUCUUUUGCAAAUGACUUGACAGAUACUAGCCGCAAAAAUGUAAAGAAAAUUCGAUAUGAAGCAAAUGUGAAGGGUAAGAAAACGAAUAAAUCAUCAACUAAAUUGAAAUUCCAAGAUGGAAAAUCUAAAAAACAAAAAAUUUUUAAAAAGAAGUAAUUAUUACGUACUAGCAUUAAGUUUUGUAAAAUAAAUCACAUUUUAAAUAAAAUUGCAAUGUUGAUAUUUUUACUCAUGAAUAUAUCAUUACCAUAAAUAAAAAAGCGUAAGUCACUUGUUCAUUUAUAUAUAUGAUUUCAAAAAAUGAUUGUAAA
This is a messenger RNA of Phymastichus coffea, 2491 nucleotides long. It is a transcript of the gene Rs1, whose product is annotated as probable ATP-dependent RNA helicase DDX27. The transcript is spliced from 13 exons. The record is from RefSeq and is a predicted model, not a curated record. The coding region runs from base 126 to 2336 and encodes 736 amino acids. Lineage: Eukaryota; Metazoa; Arthropoda; Insecta; Hymenoptera; Eulophidae. Gene Ontology annotation, molecular function: nucleic acid binding; RNA helicase activity; ATP binding.